UCUUGUUUUCAAUUUUAUUUUAUCUUUUCACGAUCACAAGCAUUAUUUAUUAUACCGAGUGGUCUGGUGCUUUUGUUGACAAAGUUGACAUUUUCAUACACUUAUAGAUUUAAAUAUAAAGUGGCAUAUAUACGAUGAUAAUACAAAAAGUGAUACAGAGACUGAACGGUCACCUUUUGAUCUCCAACAUCAAUCAUAAUUUACCGAUCGUAAACACUAUACGUUAUAAAAGCACUAAUAAUGAUCUCAGCGAACACAAAGCAAAGGUUAUGGCUCGCGGGCUGCCGGAGAAGAAGGCUCUACCUGGCGUUAAAAGUAUAAUAUUGGUUGCAUCUGGUAAAGGAGGCGUCGGAAAAACAACCACAGCUGUGAAUCUCGCAUGUGCAAUGAAGGUGAUAGAGCCUGAUAAGGAGAUAGGACUCUUAGAUGCAGAUGUCUUUGGUCCCUCAGUACCACUAAUGAUGAAUAUCACAGGGGAACCCAUGUUAAAUGAUGAUAAUCUUAUAGAACCCAUAUUGAACUAUGGUGUCAAAUGUAUGUCAAUGGGUUUGCUAGUAUCUGGAGAGAAUGCUGUAGUGUGGCGCGGUUUAAUGGUGAUGCAAGCUUUGGACAGGCUGACACGGCAUGUGGCGUGGGGUCCACUAGAUUGCCUCGUAGUUGACACGCCUCCCGGCACAGGGGAUACACAUUUAUCUCUUGCGCAGAAUCUCCCAAUAGAUGGAGCAUUAAUAGUGACGACUCCCCAGUCGGCGGCUCUACAAGUCACGAAAAGAGGUGUGAAUAUGUUUGAAAAGUUGAAAGUUCCCAUCAUCGGCAUGGUGGAGAACAUGUCUCAUGCAUUAUGUACAAAAUGUGGUACCGUCAAUUACGUUUUUGGCAAUGAAACAAAGAAAACCGCAGAGCAGAUGAGGUUAGAGAUAAUUGAAAGCUUUGAGGCUGAUCAGAAUAUGUCAGACUGUAUAAACAGUGGGAAACCAGCCAUAUAUGCCCUCCCAGACAGCAUACACGCAGAGAAGUACAGGCAGUUAGCGAAUAAAGUGUUCAAAUACAUAGAUGAUAAGGACAAAGAGCAGGUUAAAGCCACAGAGCAAUAGGACGCACAAAAUAUUUACAUAGUAUGCAGUUGUUAAAUUAUUUAUUAUUAAAUAUAUUUUACAAAUAUAUGUUAUAUAAAAAGAUGUUGUUUUGUCUUAUACAAUUAGAAAAUUAUGGCAUUUGAUAUUCUACUCCCAGGUACAGAUUUAAAGAAUAACUUUCUAAAAAUAUAUAAAUUUACUACUGACUGGUUACAGAAAUAAAACAUAAAUUAUUAUGUAAAAUUUAUUCAGAACAAAAUCGUGUUACUUAGGAAUGCAAAAAUUAUCUAUGGCCAAAUUAAUAUUAAAUAGAAAAAAUACUAUAAAAAUAUUUGUCUUCGAAAUACUUUGAUGUGUAAAGAUUAAAUUGGAUAUAAUAAAAAUAAAAAUUAACCUUCAAAUAAAAUUUGUGAUGAUAGCCUAAUUUCACUUAAGGCUACUGGAAUUAAUUUAUCUCUAUAUAUUUCAUAUCUAUGGUCAUAAAUCUCAUAACAUUCAGAGUCCAUACAGUUACAGUUGGUUUCGUCAAUAAGUACAAAAUAUAUAUUUACAUUGACAUCACAACAGGUAGAAAUAAUUCGGAAUGAAACAUUAAUUCCGUAAGGACCGAUUGGUGGCGGCCCUGCAACGCUCCAGACACUUUACUUUCUAUAGUCACAUUUUCAAUGGUCUUACACGUCACUAACUAUAUUAUUAUUUUUAUUUUUACAAAAACACGCUAUUUUAACAAUAUAUAAAGAUAGCUCUUGUCCAAUUUUGUUAAUUUCGCUGACCAUUAGCAUCAAAGAACUAAGGCAAGUGGUAAACAGGAAAUAAAUUUAUUCAAUUAACGUCCAAUGAAUUGAGAUUUUUAUGAGCACAGUGGUUGCUUUAAUAAUAGUGGUGCUGCCGUAAAUAUGUGAAGGUAAACUAAUUUUUUUCUCUAAGCUUCUAUAAACAAGGCUCAUUUUUAUUUUAAUUUGCAGCAGUAAUAAAAUAUCAAAUAGACAAACAUAUAUAUU
Achroia grisella is the source of this 2077-nucleotide messenger RNA. RefSeq names its product iron-sulfur protein NUBPL (gene Nubpl). The coding region runs from base 135 to 1094 and encodes 319 amino acids. Gene Ontology annotation, biological process: mitochondrial respiratory chain complex I assembly; iron-sulfur cluster assembly. The transcript is spliced from 5 exons. Gene Ontology annotation, cellular component: mitochondrion. Gene Ontology annotation, molecular function: ATP-dependent FeS chaperone activity; 4 iron, 4 sulfur cluster binding; ATP binding. NCBI's taxonomy places the organism in Eukaryota, Metazoa, Arthropoda, Insecta, Lepidoptera, Pyralidae. The record is from RefSeq and is a predicted model, not a curated record.